AUGGGCAGCGCUGCGGAGGAUCCACGCGCCCUCAUACGAGCAGAUCAUCAGGAGGAUGAGAUUGGGGAGAGGAUGCUUUCGGCCAGCGUUCCUUGGUAUCUCCGCGUCGCUGGAAUGGCCCUGGUAUUUAGUGCGGGCCUUCUGAUGUUAACCACCAGAUCUAUGCAGCAUGCCAUGGAAGCUUUGGGAGAUUCGCCCAGCCAGGCGCUGGCGGUUGGAUAUCCUGGUUAUACAAUGCACCGCCGGACAGCGUGCAUCGACCGGAACGGUGCAUCCAUAAAAGGUAUGGAAGACGUGCAGAAGGAGUACAUGCGCAUGUCUGUAUAUUGUGCUCAUAAGUGCAAUGAACAUAAGGAUUGCGCAGGCUUCCUCUUCCGCGACAACGACAUCCCGGGCAAGACAGCUCCGCCGGCCCAUCCACGGGGUGGGUACUGCUGGCUUUUUUCCCAGAUUUCCAAGGACAUCGAACACGACUGCUUGCGAACCCCAGACCUUCGAGAGAGAGCCGAGCCCUUCACCACCUACGUCCGGGACCAUAUGCCCUAA
This is a messenger RNA of Symbiodinium sp. CCMP2592, 546 nucleotides long. The record is from the annotation of a GenBank genome assembly. Lineage: Eukaryota; Dinophyceae; Suessiales; Symbiodiniaceae.